AUGAGAUUAAUUAGAUAUUUAAAUUGUCUUCAUCGUUUAAAUGUCUUUCAUAGUCGUUCAUCAUCAGUUGAACCUCAACAACAAACAAAUGUAACUGUUAUAAAUGAUUGUGAAAAUUUAUUUGAAACAAUUAAAAAUGAACAAUUAGCUGAACAAGUUUGUUCUCUUAUUUAUAUUAAGACAAAAGUAUUUCAACAAAAAUUACAAAGAAGUAAAAUAUAUUCAGCAUUAAAUCGUUUUUCAAAUCGUCCACCUAUUUAUCCAACUGUUGUUAAAGAAGCACGAACAUCUUCAAAUAGAUUUCAACAUUUCUUCUUUUUUUAUUUAAAUAUAUAUCGAUGUUAUUCUAGAAUAACUCCGACAGUAUCAUUAAUAAAUGAUCAACAUCGAAUUAAAUUAGGAAUUCCAGUAAAUCGUCAUAAUAGUGUAACUAAAGCAAAUAAUUUAGAAAAUCUAACUGUUUUUCUUCGUCGUCCACGUGAAGAACCAAUUGAAUGUUUAGUUAUUCGACCAAAUGAUUUAUUAUUAAAAGAUGUUAAAACAGGUCGAUUUAUUCAUGCUCAGCACGAUGAACUUGAAUAUGUUCAUAUUCCUGAAGAAGAAGAUCAAGAAGUUACUUUUGCUUUAAAACAACCUGGAGAAGCAACACUUUCAUAUCUUAUUCAUGGAAUAAGAUGGUCACCUCGUUAUAAUUUAAUAGUUGAAUCUGAUGAUCAUCAAUUUGAAGCUUGGGCUGAUAUGACAAAUAAUACUAAACGAGAAUUCCGUUGUCUUGAAGAAUGUUGUUGUUCAUCUGCAUCACAAUCAACUCCAACAAUUGAAUCUGAAGGGGAAUUAGCUGAAAAAUAUUCAGGUUUACAAUAUUAUUUUCAAGAAAGAACAGAAAAAGGAAAAUUUCAAAGAAAAUACAGAAUUGAAUCUGAUAAAUUUUUACCUAAAGGUACAGUUACUAUUCGUGAAGAUGGAAGAGAUUUAGAUGGUGGAAAUGAUCCAGAUGUUAAAUAUACACGUGGUGUUAAAAUUUUAUCACAAAAACAUGAUUUAGCUUUAUAUUUAAUUAAUUUAACAAUUCAAAAUUCAAAAACACAACCAAUUAAAUAUGAAUAUAAAGAAAUAAUAUCUUCAGUUAAAUUUGCAAUAACUCCAAAAAAUAAUAAUGAACAAUUAAAAGCUAAUCAUGAACAAAUUUUUCAAUAUGAAGUUUUACUUGAAUAUAAAAAUAAUCAAGAACAAUGUCCAACUGUUUAUCAAAAUGAUUAG
Rotaria sp. Silwood2 is the source of this 1260-nucleotide messenger RNA. The record is from the annotation of a GenBank genome assembly. NCBI's taxonomy places the organism in Eukaryota, Metazoa, Rotifera, Eurotatoria, Philodinida, Philodinidae.